AUGACAUUAAGUAAAGAUCUUAUCAUUAAUGUUGUAUCUGCUUUAGCAGCAACUUUUCAAAGUCCUACAGUUGUGAUUACUGUGACUUUUGGACUUGCGAAAGCUGUAUCCUAUCCUCCACCAAAACAUGUCCCAAAUGCCAUCGAAGAGGAUGAUGAUGAAGACGACGAUGACGAAGACGACGACGAAGACGAUGACGACGAAGACGAUGAUGAAGAUGACGAUUCAGAUUCAAAUGACGAAGUCAAUCCUCGUGAAAAUACAAAUGAUCGUAAUCGUACUUUAAAUAGUUCUGGUGGUUUCUCUAAAGAUUUUAAUCAAAGCAAUCAAAAUAAUCAAAAUAAUAAUAACAGUACAACUAGUAGUAAUAAUAAUAAUAAUAAUACCGAAGAAAACAAAAGAUUUUUAAAGAAAUUAAAGGUUAAAUAA
This is a messenger RNA of Cavenderia fasciculata, 429 nucleotides long. RefSeq lists its product as uncharacterized. Lineage: Eukaryota; Evosea; Eumycetozoa; Acytosteliales; Cavenderiaceae. The record is from RefSeq and is a predicted model, not a curated record. The transcript is spliced from 3 exons. The coding region runs from base 1 to 429 and encodes 142 amino acids.